UCUUCUGCACCAAACCCAUUCUACUCACAACGAGCAAACAGCGCAAAACCGAAAAACCGUCGACCCGCGGCCGCGCCGGCGCGAUGCUCCGCCGGCGCCACCACCUCCCCGCCGUCCUCCGCCUCUUCUCCACUUCCUGCCGCCGCGGCCACCCCACGCAGCCGCCGCAGCAUCCGAGCCCCGCCCCGCUCCCGCUCCCGCCGCCGGUGGCGAAGAAGGUCCCCUUCACGGCGUCGGCGCACGGGAGGUCGUGGAGCGACCCCUACCACUGGAUGCGCGACACCUCCGACCCCGACCUCGCGGCGCUCCUCGAGGCCGAGAACGCCUACGCGGACGCCUUCGUCGACUCCGCCGGCGAGGGCGGCGGCGGCCUCCGCGCGCGCCUCGCGGCCGAGAUGCGCGCGCGGCUGCCCCCUUCCGCCGCCUCCCCGCCUCAGCCCUGGGGCCCCUGGUUAUAUUACCAGUAUGUUCCAGAGGGUAAGGAAUACCCAGUUUUAUCCAGAAGAUUGAGGUCUUCUGGUGGUCUAGCAAGAGCUGCCCUUGAUUUCAUUUCUGGUUCAAAAAAGGAGCAGGUGUUGCUUGACUGGAAUGAGAUUGCAGAAAAAUUUGGUUAUGUGCACAUCGGGAGUUGUCGAAUCUCUCCUGAUCAUAGGUUUCUCGCAUAUACUCUUGAUAUAUCUGGGGAUGAGUUCUUUUCCUUAGAAGUGAAAGAUAUUCAGUCGACAAACACCAUUUUUUGUUCACCCCACAAGGGAAUAGUUAGCUUAGCAUGGUCUCGCAACAGCGACAACUUAUUUUACACAGUCUGUGAUGAGACUCUACGACCUAAUCAGGUUCUCUGUAAAGAUCUGCAAUCAGAUCAGGCAGGUUUUUUGGUUUUCAUGGAGAAAGAUAUAAACUGUUGUGUGGAUAUCACAAGCACAAAAGAUUUCAAGUAUGUCACUAUCAAUUCAAACACUAGGACAUCAUCCGAGGUGUACGUGAUGGAGUCUGGUCAUGUAAGAGGUGGCUUAUGGCCCGUACAGAAACGUUCUGACAAAGUGCAGUACUUUCUGGAGCAUCAUAAUGGGUUUUUCUACAUCCUUACUAAUGCACCCUUAGAAGGUACUGAAACAGCAAAUGGUGGUUACUACCUGGCCAGGUGCAGAGCUGAAAAGUCAGAAAUGGAUAAAUGGCAGGUUGUUGCACUCCCUGGAUCAUAUUAUACCUUUCAGGAUAUGGACAUUUUUCAUGAACAAUUAGUUCUAUUUAUUCGAAAAAGCGGUCUUCCUCUUAUUUGCUCCAUCAAUUUGCCAAUUGAUGUUGACUUUCAGGAGCAAAAGGAACUUGAUGAUCUUGAUCCAUGGUUUUUCCCUGUACCGUCAGACUUAUGCAGCAUUGUUCCUGGAUCCAACAAUGACUUCAUGUCAUCUACUUAUCGUCUGGUUUUGUCAUCACCAGUGCUUCCAGACUUAACAGUGGACUAUAACAUGAGAAUGAGGACAUUUGCAAUCCUUCACCAAGAGGAAGUAACUGGCCUUUCCUCAAAUCUAUGCACAGUUGGGCUGCAAUCCAAUAUUACAGGCAUCCAACAAAACCUUCAGCUUAUUGAAGACUCACAGAGUUGGAGUGAUCUAUCCAAGCUAUUUUCUUGUGAAAGGGUCCAAGUUAUUUCACACGAUGGUGUCUCAGUACCUUUAGUGAUCCUGUAUUCACGGGAAGCACAUCGUCGUGGAGAAUCACCUGGCGUCUUGUAUGGAUAUGGAGCUUAUGGAGAAGAUCUGGACAAGAGCUGGUGUUCUGAUAGGUUAAGUCUGCUUGCUCGAGGUUGGGUUGUCGCAUUUGCAGACGUUAGGGGUGGUGGGGAUUCAUCAUGGCAUCUUGCAGGCACCAAAGCUAACAAGAUAAAUUCUAUCAAAGAUUUUGCUGCAUGUGGUACACAUCUCAUCAAGGAAGGAUUUGUUCACAAAAAUAGACUUUGUGCUAUAGGUUGCAGUGCUGGUGGCCUGUUGGUUGGUGCAGUCAUCAAUAUGCUGCCGGAUUUAUUUUCUGCUGCAGUUCUAAAGGUCCCUUUUCUUGAUAUCUGCAAUACAAUGAUGGAUUCUACUUUGCCUCUAACCAUCUUGGAUUAUGAAGAAUUUGGUGACCCUAAUAUCUCCACUGAAUUUGAUACUAUUCGUAGUUAUUCUCCUUAUGACAAUUUAUCUCCUGACAUAUGCUACCCACCGGUUCUGGUAACUGCCUCAUUUAAUGAUACAAGGGUAGGAGUCUGGGAAGCUGCUAAAUGGGUUUCAAAAGUGAGAGAUAUUACAUGCCAAUCCUGUUCCUGGUCUGUCAUUCUCAAAACUAAUAUGCAAAGUGGUCAUUUUGGUGAGGGUGGACGCUUCAUGCAUUGCGAUGAGACAGCUUUUGAGUAUGCAUUUCUCAUGAAAGCCUUGGGGUUGGAUGACAAUGACAGCUGCAAAAUAGUGUGAUAGUUUUCAGGGCUUUCUACGCUUCAAUGUUUUGUGCAAGUGUGACAUAUGACUGCAGAAACUGAUUACAUUGUGGUAAGAUCUGGCAGCUCAUAGUCCUUUAUUAGUUGAAGAGCAUGUGCUUUUGUAAUUUUCUGCAUCGCAGACUGUUAGGUGAGAUGAGCAGAUUGUUAUCUUGUGCUCUCAGGGUAGCACGUGUUUUUCUUAAGACAGGAGAUCAACUGCUCCGCUAUCAAAGGUCAGUAGCCUGCACUAUCUGCGGUAGUAGCAUCAAUAAAAUGUUACUACAGCGGUUGAAAAUAUCUGGUAUCUUGUAUUCUGAUUAUCUAGCCUUUCUCACAAUAAAUGUUAUGCUAAAGCACUAUUGGUUACAUCAAAUUGAUUUCUUCGAAGGAGAUCCAUCACCAAUUCAUGAUGAAUUAUGACCAAGUUGACCUUCCAACAUGAUAGGUGAUGUUGAUGGUGCUAAAUACAGAGCUACUUGAGCCCCCGCAAAAAAGUAGAGAGUGGAUGUCACUUUUGACUUCUGCAUGAUAUAUCAGGCUAUUGUCUGUUCCUUUCUUAUUUUUUGCUCAUCUGAAUGAAACCAUCUUUUAACAAGCUUCCUUGAGGCGUCAUCAGAUUGCAUGUAACACUCAUAUGUACAUUUUGUGAUGUAGUCCAUAUCUGCGAGAUACACAUGGCCUAUCCAGCUACUUCAUAUGACUUGUUAAAACGUACUGAGCACAUUUCUCUGAUCUUAUCCUUGUUAAAGAUUUAGUUUUCUAUAGCGAUGUAAAUUAUUAAGACUUGUAGUGCACGGUGCACUUAUCUAAAAUUAGGUGUUGGUGCGUAUGGAUCAGUGAUAUAAACAACUAAUAUACAGUUAAAACAAAUCCAAAUGUUCAGAUCAUUCCAUUUACUUAGCCCUUUUUGUCUGGCAAGUGGUAACACGAGCUUUAGCUAUUUCCAUACCAUUCUGUCACUCGGUCCACACCAUUUUCAUGUGCCAGGGCCAGGCAGCAGCUGCUGAGUUUUCUGACUCCUUGAUUGCUUGCAGGUGCAGGUGCUUUAGCCUCUUAAGGCAACUACUCCAAAUCUAAAUCGAAGUAUUUCGAGAAGCAAGCCAAUUUCGACAUGAGAUCACUCUUUUCUAUCUGCAAAAUUUCUCAUGCAGUACUCGACCAGGCGUGUUUCUCCAUGGGUUCCACACCUCCACGCUUGCGCCAUCAUGGCCUUGUUGGAAAAUGCGAUGAAUGGCCUCUGAUUGCUUCCAUUUUUUUUUCUAGUGCUGAUCUACUCCGUGUUUCACUUUGGUUUUCGAUUUCAUGAUUUGUCUUGCAUGUAUCCAAUAGCCAUGAUUGGCACACUUGAUUUUUUCGGGAAUACGCAAGACGCCCAUUUUUGUAUUAAGGAGGAGUAAAUGUAAUUACAGGAGGGCCAAACAAUUUAAAAGAGAA
Molecule: messenger RNA, 3892 nt
Organism: Oryza sativa Japonica Group (Japanese rice)
Lineage: Eukaryota; Viridiplantae; Streptophyta; Magnoliopsida; Poales; Poaceae
Source: RefSeq, a predicted model, not a curated record